Messenger RNA from Gossypium raimondii (Peruvian cotton), 1505 nucleotides. RefSeq lists its product as uncharacterized. Lineage: Eukaryota; Viridiplantae; Streptophyta; Magnoliopsida; Malvales; Malvaceae. The annotation marks the transcript as partial. The transcript has a single exon. The record is from RefSeq and is a predicted model, not a curated record.
CAGAUUCAGCAUCCUUUUCAUCGGCAACAUCCCUUGGUGUUAGUGGCAGAGCAAAGCAAUGAAGGUCUCAAAGCUCACUGCGAUGGAUGUGGGGAACUGCUUUCAGCUCCAUGCUUCACUUGUAUUCAUUGCAAUUAUCACCUUCACAAGCAAUGUGCAGAGGCACCCCUUUACAUUCCUAAUCACCCUCUCCAUCCCCGGCACUCAGACUAUGGUCUUUUUCUUCGACAAAGGCCACUUCCUCAUAAUAACCUGGUAUAUGGUUGUGCAUUAUGCAAGGAAAAACGUAACAUGUUUUUUUAUCAAUGUAGAAUUAAUUGGCGGUGUUCUUUUUCCAUUGAUAUCAAAUGUGCUCAAUUAUCUUCUUCAUUUAAGUUUAGCCAACUGUCCAAACAUGACAUCCACAAACAUCCAUUGACCUUCAUAGAUGUACCCAAAAGAUUUAACUGCUCCUGGUGUCAUGAACCAUUGACAGAUGCUAUAUAUCUUUGUCCUGACUGUCCAUUCAUCAUUCACAAGAAAUGCCUUGAUGAGUUACCCACUGAAAUUGAUCACCCUACACAUCACUUACACCCUCUUAUUCUUAACCGUAGUGAUAGUGAUUACUUGUGCAACCUAUGCCAAAAGCAACAUUCCGGACCUUUUUACGAUUGUUCUCUUUGCCAUUUUAACAUCAAUGCUGAAUGUGCUUGGCUGAGGUCCAUUGUUGAAGAUAAAAGCUGUCAUCAGCACCCACUCACCUUAUUUUGGAGACAAGACUCAUUCAUUUGUGAUGCAUGUGGCACUGAAGGAAAUUAUAUUUCUUACAUAUGUUCUACAUGCUGCACCACAGUCCAUAAGAAAUGCAUUUCACUCCCACGCAUUAUCAAAUUUUCUCGACAUGAUCACUGCAUUUUCUUCAAACACGAGAGCUUACAAGGCAUGAUUGCAAGAUUUGUUUCAAUGAAGUAAAACUAGAUCGUGGGAGUUACUCUUGUAGGAAGCCAGGUUGCAAUUACGUUGUCCAUGUGAAUUGUGUCUUAGAGUAUGAAAAGUUGUACAAGGUAAUUGAGGAAGAAAAGCAAUGUGAGGAGCUUGAAGAAAAAUCUAUGCAGUCUUCCAUCAUUCGUGUUAUUGAGGUGAAUGAAGCUGGGGAAGCUACAAAGAUUUAACAUUUCAGUCAUCAACAUUGCUUGGUGUUAGCAGACAAGAAGGAGGAGGAAAUUGAUAGAAAAUGUGAUGGGUGCAUGCUGCCUAUCUCAAAUAUUUUCUAUUAUUGUUCAGAAUGCCCAUUUUUUCUUCAUAAAACCUGUGCUGAAUUACCAAUAAGCAAGCAACAUCGGUUUCAUCAAAGCAAUGCCACCCUCAAUUUCCACAGCUUCAUGAAAUGUUACUUUUGCAGUCAAUAUUCUAGUGGUUUCUUCUAUAGAAUUAGAGGAUAUAUGUACAUGUGCUUAAGGUGUGCUAAAGUUUCUGAUAUCAUUGAAUGUGAAGGACACCAACACUUUCUCUUUUUUGAUUUCAAA